UCCUCACCAUGGCCCACAGUCUCAACGAGAAGUGCACUCCCCUCAAGAAGGAGUACGACAACUGCUUUAACGCCUGGUUUGAAGGCUAUCUCGAGCCCGCUGUCGCGACCACCGACCAGGCGCGCUCCGAAUUCUCGAAGCGGAAAGCGCAGGAGUUCCAAGACAAGUGCGGGCCCGUUUGGAAUAGUUAUCGGGAAUGUGUUCAGCAAGCGGUGAAGGACAAGGGGUUGGACACGUUAUUGCAAGCGGCCCGCGAAGAGAACCCCUUGACGGAGACGGACACGCGAAGUCCACCUCAGGAUCCCCAAACCAAGUGACAUGAAGGCGAGAAAUGGGUGCUCCCGAGGAAUAUGACCGCGAGCGUCCACAACAUUAUAGCAUUGUACACUACCACAACUCAUAAAAAUCAUCCCAUGGUGAUAUGAAGUAACUCUAGCACAGGAGACCGAGCAUCAACCGCACUGUUAGGUACGCCUUGCAUCACAUAGGCUUCAAGAACGCCCUCAUCGGCGGAAUCCCCUUCACCUCCUGCUCCACCCUCUGCCGCCACAAAUGCAGCCCACUGCUACACAGCGAACUCUUGCACGACACGCACGACACUGCCUCGUUCGUGAACACGGUCUCCAGCCGCCUCAGCGACGAGACAUGGCCGCCCAAGUUCGCAAGGACGACCGCGCAGAUACGCGUCCAGUUCACGCAAGCCUCGUACCCGCCGCGGUGGCCCAGC
This is a messenger RNA of Schizophyllum commune H4-8, 727 nucleotides long. RefSeq lists its product as uncharacterized. Lineage: Eukaryota; Fungi; Basidiomycota; Agaricomycetes; Agaricales; Schizophyllaceae. Bases 9 to 317 code for a protein of 102 amino acids. The transcript is spliced from 3 exons. The record is from RefSeq and is a predicted model, not a curated record.